This is a messenger RNA of Alexandromys fortis (reed vole), 3141 nucleotides long. RefSeq names its product olfactomedin like 2B (gene Olfml2b). The record is from RefSeq and is a predicted model, not a curated record. The coding region runs from base 406 to 2661 and encodes 751 amino acids. Gene Ontology annotation, biological process: signal transduction. Lineage: Eukaryota; Metazoa; Chordata; Mammalia; Rodentia; Cricetidae. The transcript has 8 exons.
CAGCCCCGCGGCGCCCUGGGCCAGCAGCCCUCCCUCGCCUCCCGCGCCUUGGCCACUGUCCGUCCUGCACUCGGUCCCCGUUGCUUCAAGUUUCCCGGCGCCAGCUUCCACCUGAGCCCACCCUGCGGUGACGCCCUCAGCGAACCGGCGCCCGCCUCCGCCCCCUCGGUCACCUCUUUCUUGUGCCCUCUCUGCACAGUUCUAGGCUGCUGGGGUCAGGGAGGAGAUGCUCAGGGUCCCUGGGGAGUUUAGUCCUACUCCACUCAGCCACACCCAGCUUUAGACGGCUCUCCGAGCGGCCACUCUUCCGGACUCCUGUGAAGACGCCUUCCAGCCUGUCUUUGCUGAGACCCCCAACCCUAGGUGGUCUCUGGAGGGACUAAGGUCCCUGUGUGUAGGUCACUCAUGGCCAGUCCUCUGACAUUAGUUCUCUGCUUUGCUCUGAUGGUGACAUGGGUCUGGGGGUCCAGUACCCCUCCCACAGGGACAAGCGAGCCCCCUGAUGUGGAAACAGUGGCACCCACGGAGGAGGAUGACACUCUGCAAAACGAGGCGGACAACCAGGAGAAUGUUUUAUCUCAGUUGCUGGGAGACUACGACAAAGUCAAGGCUGUGUCUGAGGGCUCCGACUGCCAGUGCAAGUGCGUGGUGAGACCAUUGGGCCGAGAUGCCUGCCAAAGGAUCAACACGGGGGCUUCCAGAAAGGAAGAUGUCUACACUGUGGAAACCAUCACCUCGGGCUCCUCCUGUAAAUGUGCUUGUGUUGCUCCCCCAUCUGCCGUCAAUCCUUGUGAGGGAGACUUCAGGCUCCAGAAGCUUCGGGAAGCAGACAGCCGGGAUUUGAAGCUGUCCACGAUUAUAGACAUGCUGGAAGGCGCUUUCUAUGGCCUGGAUCUCCUAAAGCUGCAUUCAGUCACCACCAAACUGGUGGGGCGAGUGGAUAAGCUGGAAGAGGAAGUUUCUAAAAAUCUCACCAAGGAAAACGAGCAAAUCAAAGAGGAUGUGGAAGAAAUUCGAACCGAGAUGAAUAAGCGAAGCAGAGAGAACUGCUCUGAAAACCUCCGAGGCAGCAUGCCCGACAUCCGCUCAGCCCUGCAGAGGGAUGCUGCGGCAGCCUAUGCCCACCCAGAGGAACAGUAUGAAGAACGGUUUCUGCAGGAGGAGACCGUGUCCCAGCAGAUCAACUCCAUUGAACUCCUGAGGACGCAGCCGCUGGCUCCCCCUGCAGUGACGAAGCCGCAGCAGCCCCUGCAGAGAGAGGUGUACCUGAGGGGUCGGCAGGCCUCCAAGCCCACCGUCAUCAGGGGAAUCACCUACUAUAAAGCCAAGGUCUCUGAGGAGGAAAAUGACAUUGAAGAGCAGCACGAUGAGCUUUCCAGCGGCGACACUGGCGUGGACUUGCUGAUUGAAGAUCAGCUCCUGAGGCAUGAAGACCUAUUGACAAGUGCCACCCGGAGGCCAGCACCCACUCGCCACGGUGCUGCUGUAACAACUGAUGCAAGUGUCCAGGCCACAUCCUCGUCCUCAGGCCAGGCCUCUGCCUCAGCAGCCCGCCUUGCUGAUCCUGACCAGGCCUCAGCUGGACAGCUCUUGGCAACCACACAAAGUAGAACAGUGUUUCCAGAACCUACGGAGGCGAUGCCUUCUACUCACGUCCCACCCACCACCGUGGCCCACACAGCCAUCCCACCACUUCCAGCCUCCCUUGCUCCAGAAAUGGUUCCUGAGGACACAUUUGUGGAAGCACCACACUUGGUCCCGGGGUUGCCUGACACAGCUGGGACAGACAUGCCUGAGGAAGAGGAGACUACAGGGCAGGAAGCAACUUCUGCUAGCCCUAUCCUGAGCCCCGAGGAAGAAGAUGACAUCCGGAAUGUCAUAGGAAGGUGCAAGGACACCCUCUCCACAAUCACGGGGCCCACCACCCAGAAUACAUAUGGACGGAAUGAAGGAGCCUGGAUGAAGGACCCCCUAGCCAAGGAUGACAGGAUUUAUGUAACCAACUAUUACUAUGGCAACACACUGGUGGAGUUCCGAAAUCUGGAGAACUUCAAACAAGGUCGCUGGAGCAAUUCCUACAAGCUUCCGUACAGCUGGAUCGGCACAGGUCACGUGGUGUACAACGGUGCCUUCUACUACAACCGGGCCUUCACCCGAAACAUCAUCAAGUAUGACCUGAAGCAGCGCUACGUAGCUGCCUGGGCCAUGCUCCAUGACGUGGCCUAUGAGGAGGCCACACCCUGGCGGUGGCAGGGCCACUCGGAUGUGGACUUUGCUGUGGAUGAGAAUGGCCUGUGGCUCAUUUAUCCAGCUCUGGAUGAUGAAGGCUUCAGCCAGGAGGUCAUUGUCCUGAGCAAGCUCAACGCCGUGGACCUGAGCACACAGAAGGAGACCACCUGGCGCACAGGGCUCAGGAGGAAUUUCUAUGGCAACUGCUUCGUCAUCUGUGGGGUGCUGUAUGCCGUGGACAGCUAUAACCAGCGGAACGCCAACAUCUCCUAUGCUUUUGACACCCACACCAACACGCAGAUUGUUCCCAGGCUGCUGUUUGAGAACGAGUAUUCCUACACCACCCAGAUAGACUACAACCCCAAGGACCGCCUCCUCUAUGCCUGGGACAAUGGCCACCAGGUCACCUACCACGUCAUCUUCGCCUACUGACACGCCUGACCCCACAAAGAGAAGCGCAGAGGGGCCACUAGCACCUUGUGUGUGUCUGUGUGCAUGUCUGUGUGUGCGAGUGUGCAGGUGGGUGUGUGUUGGUUUAAAAUCUAUAUUAUUUUGUAUAAUAUGACAAAUGUAAAGUGACAGUUUGGGUCUUAUUUUUUUUUAUAUGGAUUGUAGAUCAAUCCAUACGUGUAUGUGCUGGUCUCAUCCUCUACAAUGUAUAUUUUUGUGCAAAUGAACUUCUCCUUUUGACCAGUAACCUACCUUCCUUCGUGCUCGAACCUCUAACUCCUGAGCGCAAGGUGAAGGGUUUCUUCCUCUGGGUCUUGGAGCCAGACUGUGUCAGGAGCAGGAGUGAAGGGCUCAAGAAAGAAGUGCUAAGUGGCGGGAAAUUUUUUAAUGUAUUAGAGAAGUUCUUAAAACUUGAGAAAAAAAAUGUCUUUUUUUUUUUAAUAAAGGAGAAGUUUUAAAAUC